AUGUCUCGCCGCUUGAACUCCACACGGCGCAGUGGUAGACAGGAGCAGCAGCAGCCGGAGGAGCAGCAAGGGCCGUUGCAAGGCCGGGUCGAGGAAAACGGUACUCUCGAACCGAUGGAUGGAUUCUCUGAAUACGAGAUAGAGCGGCGGCGCACGAUGGAGCGGAACCACCGCAGGCUGCAAGAACUCGGCCUGGUGGGGAGAGAAACGGUUGUAAUGGUGAGACCCAUCGCGAAGCCACCAAGGAGGGGCUCGGGAGCAGCGUCGGCGUCAGGAGCAGCUGCAGCAACUGUUGGUGUGCGAAAGUCCUUGCGUACGCGAAAUAAACCUGCCCCCGUCUACACGGAACAUGCCGUUGGUUUCAACGAUGAAGGCGAUCGUGGACAAAAGCGACGGAGGCUUUCGCCCGUGAAGGGGCGGCAGGGGUGGGAACAGGCCUCGCUGUCUACUCCGACUGCUGUUCCUCCUACGCCCGCCCGUCGAAGUGCCCCAAAGCCCUUGCCUCCGAAUAGCAGCAGGAAUCUGGAGUGCAAUAUCCCGAUGCUAAUGGAGCGAUAUCUAGGUAGACAAUUCCCUUCUUUCGGCAAAGCCCCUGUCAUGGAGCUGUCUACCAAGACGUGCCCUCCGAAAUUCAGCAGAAUGUCUGGCGUAACGGAGUGGAAAAACGCCGUGUUUCUCUGGGUGAACGUGGACGGGGCAACAGGCUACACGAACCUCUUCGAAGCGGAUAAGUUGCCGGAGGCGGCAGACGAUGCCGAGAGCACAAAGAACGGCGGUGACAUCGCCGAUAAGAGCCGGCGAGAAGUGCCGGCGACGGGCAGCAAGAAACCGGUGAUCGGAGGGGUUGCCGACAAUCAAUUACAGCGCGAUCAGAAGGCAACGGCCACUGUUGGCGCUGCAACCGCUGCAGCCUGUCGGCGCCCCACAUCGCCGCGAUCGGUGAAAGCGCCGUCCAUACGAGGCGGUAGCGGUAUCAUGGCUGGAAAUGAUGACACCGCUGCUGUCGGCAAUUUUGCUGGUGAUGGCGGGCGUGAUGAUGUGGUCUGGGGUGAUUGUGGUGGUGCCACUUGCGGCCGAUCCACGGGGCUCAGGAUGACGUGGUUCGCUGGAGGGCGCAUGACGGCAGAGUCGGCCCUCAUCCAAAGAUUGCUGGCCGGAGGAGACCCACCGGAGACUGAGGAUCAGCCGAGCAAGGCAGUCGACGCUGACGCUAGUUCUGAAACGACGAUGUCGACGAGGGCACCAGCAGCAUGUGGUCGAGAUUUGGAGCAAAAUGGACACGACUCUGGUUCAGCAGUAGCAAUGCCAGUCAUAAGCGAAGCAGAGGGCGAAAUGAACAUCGGCACUGCGCACGCACCGUGUCCAAAUCCACAAGCCGACGUCGAAGGCUUCGAAGCGAAAUCAGCUGAAACCACCGCCGCAGUGGCCGAACAUGGUGCACUCCAGGGGGCGAUCUUGCGGGCUUCGGCAUCUUCCGGUGAUGGUGUGGAAGGCGGUGGCGGGAAAAGUUGCGACGUGGUGCUUCUAUUUUGCCGACUCCCGAACGAGCCGUACGUGUUCUGCGGACGGCUGGGAUAUUCGAAGCACUGGGCCGGUGAGCGGCCAGUUCGAUUCGUUUGGCGGCUGAUAGAUGCCGCGGGGUUGACGAAGCAGCCUGACUUCAAAGCCAUUUUGGAGGCGGCAGGCAUUGGAAGUGCCGACCCGUCGUAGAACCUUAAAUGAUUAAAGUACGGUGAAUGUUAUAGCGGAACCCUUCGCGACCAUCACUGGAAACGGCGAAGGCAGGGUUGUCCCUGCUGCCAUUUGUUGUUCGCCACGUGUGUCCUUCUGCGAUACUGCCUCGGAACGUACAUCGUUGUAUGUACGUUAACCAGCUCCGAACGACCAGCAUCUGGAUGUUUGCUGUUCGAGCCGCACUUUAGUCAAAGAGAUAUAGAUACGGGCCUCGGUAGAUAGGCAUUGUUUCGUAUGUGUCCUGAUUUUGCCAACUAGGUGGCUCAAGUUGUUCGGGUAGAGUUCGUCCUCGUACGUAUGGUCAUGAUGGUCAUGGGGCGUGCCCAAGAGGUGGGGGGAAUUGGUAUCUGUGUUAAUUGUCAACACGGUGUGUAAUACGAAGUCCCGGGCAUAGGAACUCAUUCAAGCUUGACGGCAGACACGUGAACCUUUGAGGCGGCUUUUGGUACGUGGACAUGAUUACUGGUACUAUCAAACGCGUCUGAUUAGAGCAUCCCGCUGUCGUUGAGUACUUCGACGCUCCUUUGCCGUUGAAUCUAAGGUCACCGGGAAGGCGCAAGCACCAGUGCU
This is a messenger RNA of Ectocarpus sp. CCAP 1310/34, 2304 nucleotides long. The record is from the annotation of a GenBank genome assembly. Lineage: Eukaryota; Phaeophyceae; Ectocarpales; Ectocarpaceae.